Molecule: messenger RNA, 1649 nt
Organism: Soboliphyme baturini
Lineage: Eukaryota; Metazoa; Nematoda; Enoplea; Dioctophymatida; Soboliphymatidae
Source: the annotation of a GenBank genome assembly
AUGGAAUAUCUGAACAAGAUCAGAGAAACAGUGUCGAAUGUCGCUGCCUCAGUAACUUCAGUGCUGCCGGGAAACCCGAUCACUCGAGAAUUCGAACCCGUGACUCACGUGGCAUCGGCUGGUCCAGGACUCAUUUGGAAAAUUUAUUCUGGCUAUAAGAAAAGCAAUGGAAAAGAUGUGUCGAUCUGGUUCUUCGACAAGAAGGUUAUCGAAAAGUGGUUCAAAUCAGACAAGGACGUAAUGUACGACUGUCUGAAACGGGGUAUUUCGCAGCUAACACGACUGAGGCAUCCGCACUUGCUGACCGUUGAACAUCCUCUGGAAGAGUCUCGCGAUAUCAAUACGUUUCACAGUUUACGUUCUUCUUUCAGCGACACAUUAGCGUUUUGUACCGAGCCAGUAUUUGCAAGCCUAGCUAACGUGCUCGGACGUUGUGACAACAUGCCUCCGAUGCUUCCGCCUGAACUGAUCGACUUCCAUCUCGAGGACAUUGAAAUCAGGCACGGCUUGUCUGAAAUUUUGAAAGCGCUCAGUUUUCUGCACAGCGAUAUUAAAAUGCUUCAUCGCAACAUCUGCCCUGAGUCAAUCCUUAUCACUAAGACGGACUGCUGGAAGCUAGCUGGAUUCGAGUUCUGUAUUUCCGGCGUCGCAUCCCUAGACAAGCAGACCACCUACCCGUUCGUCGAAUGGGAUGAAGGUCUCACUCCAUACGCGCAGCCCCCUUUGAACUACUUGGCACCGGAAGUGAUCUUUGUCGGUCGUUACGACCCUGCUGCUGAUAUUUAUUCUCUAGGAGUGCUCAUCUAUUCCGUCUACAACAAAGGUAGUGCCGUAAACAACUAUGGAAAUAGUCUGAUUACUCGCGUGUGUCCCGCUUUGGAGUCAGCUCUGUUUCCUUUGGCGAUAUUGAAGACUCCGUCGCCUUCUGUACUGCGUUCAAUCCCAGAUGAUCUGAAGGAAGAUUUUAAAAUGUGUCUGUUGUUCACGUCUGAUCUUCGGCCAGAUGCGGUGCAGUUGGCACAGGUAGCUUACUUUCGUACCGAUCAGCUUAAAGUUCUUCAGCAGCUGGAAAGUUUGUGCCAAUGUACGAUCAUGGAGAAGGUCGAGUUCCUGAAACUGCUUGAUAGUUAUAUAGAAAAGUUUUCUAAGCGAUUGGCGCUGUGGAAACUGUUGUCCUACCUUUCGGCGGAGUUGGAGAUCCAAGAAAUGGUUCCAUUGACUUUGCCGCGAAUUUUGGAUAUCGCAAAAAGAUUAACAAAAUCGGAAUUUCGUAAGUUCGUUCUUCCGCUCGUCAUCUCUACGUUAUCGACGACAAGUGCGCAGGUGUGCUAUUUUUGUCCUGCUGAUUCUAUUUUUCUGAAACGAACUUACCACUACAUUUUGCAGGUGCAAGCCGUCAUCCUGUCCAACAUCGACUUUUUGUUUAGCAGCUGCCCAGAGGCGGACGCCAAGAAACACCUGCUCCCUUUCCUUUACACAAAGCUGGACUCAGACGUUCCUCCUGUCCUGGAUCUUUGUUGCAAGUCCAUUCCGAAUGUUCAUCAUUUAAUUGAUAAGACAUCGAUGAAAACGAUAAUUUUGCCGAAGCUGCUACAUCUGGCUACCGACGUGGCUAAUAUAUCGGUGACUUUCCUUGAUCAUAUUUAAAU